UGGCCUUUGCCCCGGUCGGGCGGGACUUCCUCUCUCUUGUUUGCAAGGACUCCAAAGUCAAGCCCAGGACUGAAGUCGCGCGUGUCAACCUCUCCGGCCGAGGGUUAGCCUUGUCCAAAUGCACGGGUUCUCACCUUGUACAGUUACGCUGUCCCACGGCAAGUCCGAGAGGACUUGAAGUCCUGAGCGCCCAAGUGUGUCUGUCUGUAGGUCGAGAGAACGCCAUGGAGGUGCCGCCACCGUGUCUGUCUGUAGGUCGAGAGAAGGCCAAGGAGGUGCCGCCACCGGCAUCGCGGAGCUUCCUCUGUAGAGCACUGGGUCCUUUCCCCCGAGUCUUUGCUGCCGAACCUGUGACUGCCGAUUCAGAGGCCCUUGCGGAGCGUCAGUGGCCGCCUACCGUCGUCCCAGAGCCCUGUUACCCGGAAUCCGGAUGGGACCGCCUCCGGGAGCUGUUUCUCAAAGAUGAACAGCAGAAACUUUCAAAAGAACUUACUGAUAUCUGUAAGGCGGCAUUGACAGCAGGCAUCAUUGGCAUGGUGUAUGGAGGAGUACCAGGUUUUGUUAAUGCUAAACAACGAUACAUUGAGCAAAGCCAGGCAGAAAUUUAUCAUAGCCGGCUUGAUGCUGUGCAAUGUGCACAUCGUGCUGCCACACGAGGCUUCAUUCGGUAUGGCUGGCGCUGGAGUUGGAGAACUGCAGUGUUUGUGACUACAUUCAACACAGUGAACGCUGGUCUGAAUGUAUACCGAAAUAAAAAUGCCGUAAGCCAUUUUGUAAUUGCAGGAGCUGUCACAGGAAGUCUUUUUAGAAUAAACUUAGGCCUGCGUGGCCUGGUGGCUGGUGGUAUACUUGGAGCCUUGCUGGGCACUCCUAUAGGAAGCCUGAUGAUGAUAAUUCAGAAGUACUCUGGUGAGACUGUUCAGGAGAGAAAACAGAAGGACCGAAAGGCACUCCAUGAUCAAAAACUGGAAGAGUGGAAAGCCAGAUUACAAAUUACUGCACGUCUCCCUGAGCAAAUUGAAAGUAGCAUACAGAAAAAUCAACCUGAGGAUGAUGCUAAGAGAAUUGAAGCACUGCUAAACCUUCCUAGAAACCCUUCAAUAAUAGAUGAACAAGACAAGGACUGAAAGUACUCUGAACUUAAAACUCAGUGGAGAGUUGACGGGAGCUAUGCUGCCAUGUCUGUUGAUUUUACAGUUCGUAUAUUUAUUCAUGUAGUCUUUUAAAAGGGUAUUCUGGAAGGAGGAGAGG
Molecule: messenger RNA, 1251 nt
Organism: Sapajus apella (tufted capuchin)
Lineage: Eukaryota; Metazoa; Chordata; Mammalia; Primates; Cebidae
Gene: TIMMDC1
Product: translocase of inner mitochondrial membrane domain containing 1
Exons: 8
Coding region: 225-1127 (300 amino acids)
Cellular component (GO): mitochondrion
Source: RefSeq, a predicted model, not a curated record